CCCAGAGGCCCUUUCCAAACAGUGCAGAGGGUCGUGCACAGGCUUUUGUGUUUUGAGGCGAACAUGCCCUUGUGGACAGCCCUCACCCCAUAUCUGUCGGUGGGAAGCAGCACAAGAGGAGACCCGGCCUGAGUUCGCUGUGGCCAGCUGGAAGGGGGCUCAGGAGGCUGGGCAGGCUCCCCGUUGCAGCGCACCCUCAGCUUCCUCCUGGGCAUGACCGGAAAGACCAAGACCCGGGAGAAGGAGAAGAUGAAGGAGGCCAAGGACGCCCGCUACACCAAUGGGCACCUCUUCACCACCAUCUCCGUCUCGGGCAUGACCAUGUGCUACGCCUGUAACAAGAGUAUCACAGCCAAGGAAGCCCUCAUCUGCCCGACCUGCAGCGUGACCAUCCACAACCGUUGUAAAGACGCACUGGCCAACUGUACCAAGGUCAAGCAGAAGCAACAGAAAGCCGCCUUGCUGAAGAACAACACUGCCUUGCAGUCUGUUUCCCUUCGCAGUAAGACCACCGCCCGGGAGCGGCCAAGCUCUGCCAUCUACCCCUCCGACAGCUUCCGGCAGUCCCUGCUAGGUUCCCGCCGCGGCCGCUCCUCCUUGUCGCUAGCCAAGAGUGUCUCCACCACCAACAUUGCUGGACACUUCAGUGACGAAUCCCCCCUGGGGCUGCGCCGGAUCCUCUCCCAGUCCACAGACUCCCUCAACAUGCGGAACCGAACCCUGUCCGUGGAGUCCCUCAUUGAUGAAGGUGCAGAGGUGAUCUACAGCGAGCUGAUGAGUGACUUUGAGACGGAUGAGAGGGACUUCACAGCUGACUCGUGGAGCUUGGCCGUGGACAGCGGCUUCCUGCAGCAGCAGAAGAAGGAGGUCAUGAAGCAGCAGGAUGUCAUCUACGAGCUCAUGCAGACGGAGCUGCACCACGUGCGGACGCUGAAGAUCAUGACCCGGCUGUUCCGCACGGGGAUGCUGGAAGAGCUGCAGCUGGAGCCGGCCGUGGUGCAGGGCCUGUUCCCCUGCGUGGAUGAGCUCAGCGACAUCCACACACGCUUCCUCAGCCAGCUGCUGGAACGCCGGCGCCAGGCCCUGUGCCCCGGAAGCACCCGCAACUUCGUCAUCCACCGCCUGGGGGACCUGCUCAUCACCCAGUUCUCAGGUCCCAGCGCGGAGCAGAUGCGUAAGACCUACUCGGAGUUCUGCAGCCGCCACACCAAGGCCUUAAAGCUUUAUAAGGAGCUGUAUGCCCGCGACAAAAGGUUCCAGCAGUUCAUCCGGAAGGUGACCCGCUCGGCGGUGCUGAAGCGGCACGGGGUGCAGGAAUGUAUCCUGCUGGUGACCCAGCGCAUCACCAAGUACCCGGUGCUGAUCAACCGGAUCCUCCAGCACUCCCACGGGACCGAGGAGGAGCGCCAGGACUUGACCACAGCACUGGGGCUGGUGAAGGAGCUGCUGUCCAACGUGGACCAGGAUGUGCACGAGCUGGAGAAGGGCGCCCGCCUGCAGGAGAUCUAUCACCGCAUGGACCCUCGGGCCCAGGCCCCGGUGCCUGGCAAGGGCCCGUUUGGCCGCGAGGAGCUUCUGCGGCGCAGACUCAUCCACGACGGUUGUCUGCUCUGGAAGACGGCAACAGGCCGCUUCAAAGACGUCCUGAUGCUGCUGAUGACGGACGUGCUGCUGUUUCUGCAGGAGAAGGACCAGAAGUACAUCUUUCCCGCCCUGGACAAGCCCUCGGUGGUAUCACUGCAGAAUCUGAUUGUGCGGGACAUCGCCAACCAGGAGAAAGGGAUGUUUCUGAUCAGCGCUGCACCCCCUGAGAUGUAUGAGGUCCACACAGCAUCCCGGGAUGACCGGAGCACCUGGAUCCGCGUCAUUCAGCAGAGUGUGCGCGUGUGCCCGUCCAGAGAGGACUUCCCCCUGAUUGAGACAGAGCAUGAGGCUUACCUGCGUCGAAUCAAGACGGAGCUGCAACAGAAAGACCAGGCCCUGGUUGAGCUGCUGCAGGAGAAGGUCGGGCUGUUUGCCGAGAUGACCCAUUUCCAGGUGGAGGAGGACGGGGGCGGGUUGACCCUGCCCGCCCUACCCAGGGGUCUUUUCCGCUCCGAGUCCCUGGAGUGCCCCCGUGGCGAGCGGCUGCUGCAGGAUGCCAUCCGUGAGGUGGAGGGUCUGAAAGACCUCCUGGUGGGGCCCGGAAUGGAGCUGCGCCUGGCACCCCGGGAGCCAGCCUUGCCUGUGGACCCGGACAGCGGCGGUAGCACGAGUCCUGGGGUCACUGCCAAUGGGGAGGCCAGAACCUUCAACGGCUCGAUUGAGCUCUGCAGAACCGACUCAGACUCUAGCCAGAAGGACCGGAAUGGAAAUCAGCUGAGAGCCCCCCAGGAGGUGAGGUGGGAGCCUGCUGGUGUAGCAGCGGAAGGGAGGGUGUUGUGGCUGAGGAAUCGGAGCCCGGUGUGGGUGCUGUCGGGGAAGGAGGCGCUUCAGCGACUGGUCAGUCUCUACGGACUUCUGCACGGCCUUCAGGCGGCCGUGGCCCAGCAGGACACCCUGAUGGAAGUGCGGUUCCCCGAGGGCCCCGAGCGGCGGGAGAAGCUGGCCCGGGCUAACUCUCGGGACGGGGAGGCUGGCCGGGCCGGGCCCGCCCCCGCGGCGCCCGACAAGCAGGCCACGGAGCUGGCGCUCCUGCAGCGGCAGCACGCUCUGCUGCAAGAGGAGCUGCGGCGCUGCCGGCGGCUGGGCGAGGAGCGCGCCACUGAGGCCUGCAGCCUGGAGGCCCGGCUCCGCGAAAGCGAGCAGGCCCGCGCCCGGCUGGAGCGGGAGGCCGAAGAGGCGCGCAGGCAGCUGGCCGCCCUGGGCCAGAGCGAGCCGCCUCCGGCAGAGGCCCCCUGGGCCCGCAGGCCCCUGGACCCGCGGCGCCGCAGCCUCCCGGCGGGCGAUGCCCUGUACCUGAGCUUCACGCCGCCGCAGCCCAGCCGAGGCCACGACCGCCUGGAUUUGUCUGUGACCAUUCGCUCUGUCCAUCGACCCUUUGAGGACCGAGAGAGGCAGGAGCUGGGCAGCCCCGAGGAGCGGCUGCAGGACAGCAGCGACCCCGACACGGGCAGCGAGGAGGAAGGGGGCAGCCGCCUGUCGCCGCCCCACAGUCCCCGAGACUUCACCAGAAUGCAGGACAUCCCGGAAGAGACCGAGAGUCGCGACGGGGAGCCUGUGGCUUCAGAGAGCUAAGGGGGCCCCUCCCCCCCCGUCCUGUGCCCCCAGGAAGGACACACCGAGGGAGGCAAACUUUGGGGACUCCAAUCUGCCAAUGGCGACGGAACAUUCGAAAGAACUGCUGACUGCCCCUGCCAGCUCUUGGGCUCCUUGGACGCCUGGGGCCCUUAGGAAGCUGGGGGAAUUGGGCCACAGUGCCCCCUGCUGGCAUCCAGGAGCUACACCACAGAUGCCAAUUUUUCAUGCCUUCUUCCCUCUACUUUAGGAAAAUUUAUUUAUUUAUUGUUUAUUAGUUACACAGGAGUGGGGAGAUUUAGAGGACCAGGGACACGGGAACCAAGCCAUAGGGAUCAGGGGGCCUUGUCCUGUAACACUACUGGGGUUUAUUCAGGGUUAACCACGCGGCUGCUGGGUUCUAGCCCUGACCCCCCCUCCCCAGCAACACCGACUUUGAGGAGAGGCUGCGCCACAGGACCCUGCGGCCCUUCUAGAAGGGCUGUGGGUGGAGCCGUGCCUCCCUCCCCUCCCCAGCUCACUGCUGCUCUCCCUUCUCUCCGUCCUCCGUGGAGACCCCAGGGAGACAGCCUGGCUCCCCGGAGUCGGGGGGAUGGAGUAGAGGUUGAGUGGGCACAGUGGCUCUGUUGGGGGGCGAGGGGGAAAGCCCACGGGACCAGAAUGUUUUUUGUUGUCGUUUUCUUUUUUGUACCAAAGCCAACUGCACGUGUUUUGUAUUUUUAAGAGAUGAUUGUAGGCAAUUAGAAAUCACAGCCUUCUAUCUCUGCUUAUCAGAAGAGCUUGAGGGGUGGGGGGAACGACGUCCCCCCAUCUGCAGUAACGGGGGACCUACUCUGACCUCUUCUCCAGCCAUUUGGAAAACAUGUUGUAGGGUGAGUUGGGAACUCUCUGUGAACCCAGACUGCAUCCCCACCUCAGCAACCACGACUGAAACCUCAGUGUGAAUUUGGGGGAUUUUCCAGUGGACCCCCAGUGCCCACCAGCCCCAGCCGUUUUCUGCCAGUUUGUUAAAAAAGAAAAAGAAAAGAUAAAGCAGGGAAAAUUAAAGACCUGGAACCCCCACGAA
Molecule: messenger RNA, 4282 nt
Organism: Ailuropoda melanoleuca (giant panda)
Lineage: Eukaryota; Metazoa; Chordata; Mammalia; Carnivora; Ursidae
Gene: ARHGEF2
Product: Rho/Rac guanine nucleotide exchange factor 2
Exons: 23
Coding region: 214-3216 (1000 amino acids)
Biological process (GO): regulation of Rho protein signal transduction; actin filament organization; cell morphogenesis
Cellular component (GO): ruffle membrane; cytoskeleton
Molecular function (GO): microtubule binding; guanyl-nucleotide exchange factor activity
Source: RefSeq, a predicted model, not a curated record